Messenger RNA from Penicillium canariense, 1671 nucleotides. Its product is annotated as oxidoreductase, short-chain dehydrogenase/reductase family. The coding region runs from base 1 to 1671 and encodes 556 amino acids. NCBI's taxonomy places the organism in Eukaryota, Fungi, Ascomycota, Eurotiomycetes, Eurotiales, Aspergillaceae. The record is from RefSeq and is a predicted model, not a curated record. The transcript is spliced from 3 exons.
AUGUAUGAAGAUCUGGACUACCCCAACCCGUCGGGGGCCUGGCGCAACGGCGAGCUGCCGGACAGCUCGCUGUGCUGCAAGUGCCUGGAGCUUCAUGGCGUUCAUGCACCAUGCACGCCCCUCAAGCCCCUUCCUGCAGAUGCGGUGUCACUUCCUCCUCGGUCAAUCAAGUCUGGCAUCACGGGUGCGCUGUCCCUGCACGACUAUCGCAAGUAUUUGUCGCAGUCCGCAGAGUGUGUUAACGAUCCUGUCGAUCGGUCUGAGAAGACUCUCAAGCGCAAGACCGCGACAUUGAAUCUAAACCGUCCAUCACCGCUCAUGUCGCUUUCUUCCUGUGCGGUGUCGGUAUCCUCGACGGCAUCUAGUCCUCCGCCACUAUCACCGUCGUAUUCGCACAGCAUCAUCUCCUAUCAGAGCGAGCAGGAGCCCGAGGUUUCAGAGGCAGCGUCUGUUGUCCUUCCACCACCCCAGGGCCCACGAGUGCAUCUUGUCUCGGAAAAGGCGACACGCCCUAGACCAAACAGGAAGCGAUUGAAUACCUUCCGCGAGAAGCUUGAGAAGAACGGCCAGGCUCGGGGUCAGGCUCAGCAACAUUCGCCUCUCUCCCGUGCUCGAGCAUCUAAUCCGAUGCUGGACAACACGCCAGCCGUCGCCACCAUCUCGCACGGUGGCACCUCCUUUGAGAUCCUGAACCCACGCAAGUCUCUUGAUGUGGCUCGGAUUGUCUCCUUUAUUGAGGAUGUCGAUGGCUGCUCGAUUUUGUCGUUGGAUCCCCCCGGAGAGUCUAUAGUCUCCUCCAACCCAUAUUAUGUCGACCAAGGCUUUGACAGAGUCUCCCUUUCGCAAUUUACAGAUGCCUCUUUGCCAUCGCAUUACUCUUCCCCAUCUCUGUGCACUACUUCACCUUCAGUGGGAUUCUCCACACCCAAGUGGCAGGCAGCUGAUAUGCCUUCGUCGUCACCUGGUGUGCAUGACCGAGUUCGAUCGCCCUCCUACUAUUCCCUCCACGACCAUGACUACUGGACACCAAACCGCCAACGCGACGGCAAUGCUUGCCCCCAAGAUGACCAAAUGUACCAGGAACUAGUCAGUGGCCCGCGGAAAACACGCAUGGCUUCGAUUUCCGAGCGCCUAGGAGCUUCCGAGCCGGAGCUUAAGCUCCACCCCUCAGAACCCCAAUCCCCCUCCUCCCAACCAACUCUCUUCUCCGAAGAAAGCGACAUCGGCGAGCCGGGCUCGCCUGUCUACGCCAAUGGCGAAUGGGCCCAAGUCGACGAGCGCGACCGCGGUAUCUUCCUCGAGCUCCCACCUCAUUCAGCUACAUCAUCCGGGAUGUCCGAGCCGCCUUCUCCCUAUGACAUCUACUGCACAAACACCAUGUCCACUCCCUUGCCAUCAAAUCCAUCCUAUGCUCAGCACUACGAUCCCUACGACCCCGUUUACUUUGACCCGCACGUCCAAUCCGUGCUAGCAGCUGCGAACGCGGAGACCAUGGGUCUGCGCGGGCACCCGGCACGUGCCCUGGAUGAUCUGCAGCGCAGGUUUGGUAGCUCUGUCUCAUUAGGUGGGACCGGAUCUGGUGAUGGACUGCUCCGUAAGGGAGACAGAAAGCAAUCCUUCUCGCAGAAAAAAGGGCUCAAGAAGCUUUUCAGCUGGAGGUCUGGACAUUGA